CGACCAACACGGCACGCGACCUUGGUUCAACAACGUCUUCGUUGGCCUGAGCAGAGUCUUCAAUUCAUCCCGCAGUGGAGUUCAUCCCUCUACACCUCUUUUCACCAUGUCUUCCUGCUUCGGUUUCCGCAAGUCGCGAGCUGACGACCGCCAGCCAUUGCUGCCUCAGUACCACGAUGACACGGCUCUCCAGAGACAGGUGCACCAGAAGCUCCACUCGUAUCAGAUGUACAGAGCUCUGGCCAAAGGUUUCAUGCCCUCGAACGAACAGGUCCUCAUCAACCUGCGGACAUUGACAGCUGCCGACAUCCUCAAUCCCGACAACCCAGACCUGAGUGAUUCUGGCCGCUUGCUGGUCAAGUACACAAAGCAAUGGCUUCGAGAGUUCAUGGAGCUUCUACAACACAAGAACAGCGAAGAUCAGAUUCAAGACUUCAUCUGGUUCUUGUCCAAGUCCAAGGUGUCUGUUGAUGUGGACGACCUAGCUGAGAGAGCUUCCAAAGCCAAAGCUAAGGCAGACACAGCCGCAGCCUACCAGAGCCUGCAGACUGUUGGCUCCCUUCUCCUUACCAAUUCUGACUUCCGCCUCUUCCUCUCAGACCUCAACGUCAUCGGACGCGAAGUCUUCAAAGACACCGCUUUCAAGCUAUCUUCAGUAGCUAAGGAAGCAGGAAACAAAAUCGAGCCCUCCAAGACAGAACAAGAUGCAGUCAAGGAACCUGGAGCUGGCUCCGGUCCUCCUCCUUCUGCUGACGACCUCAACGGCGAUCUCGUCGAUGUUGCCAAUGUAGUCGGCAAUGGUGCUGUCAAAGUUGCAAAGGAGGCAGAGAGCAGUCUGGAAGACAAACUGACUGGAGAUGAGAAGGAUACCCUGAUUUACCGGUUGAAGCAGGUCGUUCUGAACCUCAGGAAGCGGAGGGACUACUCUGAUUCAGUGUCCACCAUAUCGACUCUGAUGAAGCGCUACGCUAUGGUGUAUUCCCGUGCUGUUCAAGAAGCUGUCGACACGACUCAAGAGGAUGUCAACACCAACAGGGCUUUGGACAAGGCCAUGCAAAACUUCUGGAUCCUCAUAAGCUCCUUUGGAGACAAGAAAGAGUGGGAAAAACUGGAAACCGACUUCAAGCAGGUCAUGGGCCACCGCGAGAAUGACCCAGAGUUUGAGGACUUGAUGACUGACAUGGGCAAUUCUCUAGAGAAGCUCCUGACUGACCCAGAGUUCUUCGACCACGCCGACGAAAAGUUCCAGGAGUUGAGGGCAAAGUCUCGCAAGGUUGGGACAGAGUCAUCCCUCCGCGAUGAUGUCGACAAGCUGUUUGGACAAAUUCAAACUACCUUCUACUCCGUUGUUGAGGACCAGGACAUCGCACGGCUAUUGAAGACUUCGAUGAAGCUUUUCAACAUCCUUUCACCAGCCCAUGCGUAUACGAGUGGAGAAUUAGUCACAGAUGCUAUUAACGUAUUUGUUCCUAUGUUCAUUCAAGCUAUACAAUACGUGCCUAUCCCUCGUCUUGAGAUUUCCACUCCAGACGUCGAUCUCCUGCUUGAGAACCUCAUCAUCGAGCCAGGUCGGACGAUCAACCAUAGCUCCUUCCUUCCCUAUAGGCUCCGCGUCGAGACGUACAACGACUUGGAAAUUCGAAAAGCUCGCUUCAGAACAACCUCCAAGGUAUCUUCACUCGUGACCAUCAAACUAGACGGCCUUUCUCUCAAAGCCGACGAGAUCGGAUUCCUCCUUCGAGCCCAUUCGGGUAUCCUCCGACUCGCAGAUGAAGGCAUUGCCUCCUUCGAACUGGACGAGCGAGGCAUCGACAUCCACCUAGAUGUCGAAAUCGGCAAAGAAAAGCUCGAGAAGAUCUUGACGUUGAAGGCCGUGCGUGUUCACGUCCACAAACUUACUUACUCCAUGCGUAAAAGCAAGUUCUCAUUCUUCGGCUGGCUUCUGAAGCCCCUUCUGCGGCCUAUCAUCCGAAAAGUCAUGGAGAAGCAACUCGCAUCAGCUAUUGCCGAUGGCAUACAUGCUGCCAACCGAGAGUUGCUGUUCGCUCGCGAGCGCCUUCGUGCCACCCAGAUUUCCGACCCGGAUGAUAUCCGCACCUUCUUCAGAGCAGUCAUGACACGCUUGACGCCUGAAGACGAUCCCGAUUUAUAUACCAGAGUCGGUGUCGCUGAGCCCGGUAAAGGUGUCUUCAAAGGUAAGUACGCUCCAGGCAGCAUCGUCAAGCUUUGGGAAGACGAGGCUACUCGAGCCGGAGAGAGGGUUGAGGAUUACGACCAAGGCGGCUGGAGGAACGAAGUCUUCGACGUUCAUACUAUGAACAUGACUUGAGCAUAGUGUCCAGCGGCAGUUUUAUGGGGCUUCUUGAUGUCUGUAUUACUUGGCGAGCUUUAUGAUCGCGCGGUAUUCUGCCCUUCACGUGUUUGUAUUGUGGAGUGGUUUGGAGGAAAAGUUCUGAUUUUAUGAUUAAAAGUGGGAGGGAAACACUUACUAGUUAGUACAUAAUGGCUAGUUUUAGGAUGAAUCUUUAUCACCUUAAAUAAACUCCCUUUCGUCCUGACAUCUUUCAAGUCUUCAACUAGAAGGUAGAAACCAGUGACUUGCCAAGUGCAUAGCAUUUAGUCGCCAGCACAU
Mytilinidion resinicola is the source of this 2632-nucleotide messenger RNA. RefSeq lists its product as uncharacterized. Gene Ontology annotation, molecular function: lipid binding. The transcript has 2 exons. Lineage: Eukaryota; Fungi; Ascomycota; Dothideomycetes; Mytilinidiales; Mytilinidiaceae. Bases 107 to 2329 code for a protein of 740 amino acids. The record is from RefSeq and is a predicted model, not a curated record.